AUGGCUUCAUUAAUUGUCCUCCUAAUCUCCAUUCUAUUACCUCUUUCUGUCGUGCUCGGAGACGCUGACUUGAUCCAGAAAGUUUGCCAGAAGACACAGUAUCCCGAUCUAUGCACAUCGACAUUAAACUCCUACAGGGGUAGCCAACUUACAGAUGUAAGACGUCUAGCCACUAUCUUGAUUAAUACUGGCUCCGCUAAUGCUGCAGACACAUCCAGAUUCAUACUCGCCGAGCUUGUUAAAACUGUUUCCGAUCCAGCAGCAGUUAAAGUAUUUAAGAGAUGCAGCGAAGAUUACAAAGAAGCGAAGACUUCUCUGGACGGAUCAGUUCCGUUUCUGAGUUCCUGGGACUACGACUUGGCAUCGAUUGCAGUUAAUGCUGGCCGGGAUUAUGCUGAUAGGUGCCAUGACUCGUUUACUUUCUUCAGUCCUCCAUUAUCUUAUCCUGAUGCAUUGGAGCAAAGAGAAGUCAGAUUUGUGGAGUUGGUUGCUGUUGCUGCUGAUAUCAUCAAACAGCUUGUGAAUAUUAAUUAA
Molecule: messenger RNA, 534 nt
Organism: Papaver somniferum (opium poppy)
Lineage: Eukaryota; Viridiplantae; Streptophyta; Magnoliopsida; Ranunculales; Papaveraceae
Product: cell wall / vacuolar inhibitor of fructosidase 2-like
Exons: 1
Coding region: 1-534 (177 amino acids)
Biological process (GO): negative regulation of catalytic activity
Molecular function (GO): pectinesterase inhibitor activity
Source: RefSeq, a predicted model, not a curated record